Blepharisma stoltei is the source of this 2823-nucleotide messenger RNA. The record is from the annotation of a GenBank genome assembly. NCBI's taxonomy places the organism in Eukaryota, Ciliophora, Heterotrichea, Heterotrichida, Blepharismidae.
AUGAGUGAAAUCCCAAUCAAGCCUCCUCAGAUUCCCAAUCUUGUCAUUAAGCAAAUCACUUGACACGUUAAACUAAACGAAUUUAUAGAAGAAGGCCACGAUCUUUGCACCUUAAUUUGUGAUGUUCCAGAAUCAUCCUCAUCACUUUUGAGCCAAAUUAUCCAUAUGCCUGUAUAUAAAACAAAAACAUUCAAGAUCAAAUCAACCGCAUCUGGCUCCUUAUAUGUACUGAAUUCAGCUGAAGAAGCUCAGCAAACGAGUAUUCUCUGCAAAAUUCGCCAAAAAACCUUGCCGAAUUUUUCGAUUGGGGCUGAUUCUAUUGAUAAGUGCAAACACGAAAUGGAGUUUGGAGGAAUGUGCGCAUUUUGUGGGUAUAGAUCUAAUGAGUAAGUCAAGUUAAAGGUUAAUCUAUCAAUAAGUUGGCAAACCCAUAGCGGUCGCCCAUCUUGGCUCCAAAAAAGGUAGACUUUUUGAUUCCGACCUGAGCCAUCUGCAAGGGAUUAACUCCAUAGGGCAGAGCUAUCAUCUUUGAGGUCCCGAUGAGGAAAAACCAUGUGGCAGACAAUUUAUUUAACCCAUCUGGCAGGGACAAGAAAGCAUUUAGGUGAAAACAAAGCUUCCUGUUCGGCAAGGCUACCCCAAACCUGAAGGUGUGCUUAAAGUGACGCAAACACUGCUUCAGCUUCAUCAAGAUGAGUCCUACUGGCCCGCCUCGGAGUUCAAUUUCUGUCAACGUCACGAUUUUAUUUCUUAAUGAGUAAAGCUUAUAUAGGAAUGAGCAAGCAGACAUAGAAAAACUGCACUGUGGGGUCACUGGUAGAAAUUUGAAAUUUAAUGAAGAUUUAGCUGUUGCUCUUGAACACAAGAAAAAGCAAAAACUUUUAAAAGAAAAAAAAUUACUGUUGGUGCUGGAUUUAGACCACACGCUGCUGCAUACUAUUAAAGGAAGCUCAGCUAAGCCAAAUAUACAUCAGAUUAAUAUUGAUGGAAUGUCUCCAUGUCAAAUGACAGUGUAUUUUUGAUAGUGCACAUUUGGUCCAAAAUUUUUAAAUAGUGUGAUAUUUGGUCGAAAUUUAACGGUCUUUUUCUGGGUCAAAUUUCUCACUAUCAAAAGUUCAACAAAUUUUCGACCAAAUGUACUUCGGUGAAAUGCGCGCUAUCAAAAGUGCACGAUCAUUGGACCUGCACCCUGAUGGAAUAGUGUUUUCAACAAGAUUGAGGCCACAUCUAGAUUUUUUCUUACUCUUCACACCUUGAUUAUGCAGGAAAGCCAUUCGGAAAAAAAUUUUAUUUUUGAAAACUAGCACCUUUGCUCGGUUAGCUGCUAAAAUUUUUCUGCCAAAUUUUGUUUUAAUAUAAAAAUUAUUUAAAAAAAAAUUUGAUAUUUAAGUGAUAAUUAUUAUAAUGAAAUCUCUAGCUAAUUCUGUUUAAUUUUAAACAGCUUGCAUUUUAAAACAUAAACUUUAUAAUUAAAUUAAUAUUUGUUUUAACAUUAUUUCGAAUUUUUUUAAUUUGAAAAAAAAAAUUAACCCCUUUCGCGAGCAAACAACAUAUUUUUGUUUCUCACGCGGAGUGGGGGAGUUAACGAUUUUCUAGCUAUAAAUUUUAUUUAAAGAUAUAAUAAAAAUUAUAGUAAUAAAAUCUAGAAAAACUAUAUUAAAUUUUAGAUAAAUAACAUUAUAAAUAUCAUUAGAUUUUCAUUUCAAAUACUUAAAAAUUUUAUUUUUAAAAUUCGUAAAAAAAGUCCCUUUGCUAAGAAGCAAAAAUCUUGCUCAAUAGCCAAAGUAGGGAAUUAGAGAAAAUCUAAAGGAUAAAUAUGAGUUCUUUGUCUAUACAAAAGGAUCAAGGAAAUAUGCCCACCAAAUGAUGAAGCUGAUUGACCCACACAAAGAAUAUUUUGGUGAAAGACUUAUAUCACAGUAAAAUAUAUUUAGAGAUGACGAGCCAGGAGAAUCUGGAAAAAGUUUAAAGAUUUUAUUACCAAAAGACAACACUAUGGUUUUAAUACUGGAUGAUACCCAUGAAGUGUGGCCAGAUUCACCAAACCUUGUUAUCGCUGAUAGAUUUUGGUACUUUUAUGAUGAAUUGUCUGACAUUGAUAAAAAGAUUAUGGGAGAAAACGACCAUUUACUUUAUUUCAUGAAGGAUUUGCUAGCAAACAUCCACGAUUCUUUUUACAUGCAAGAGACUGCUGAUGUAAAAAAUAUUUUAAAACAAAUUCAAGGAAAUGUUUUACUAGGAGCAAAAAUCGCUUUUAGUGGGAUGAUUCCAAUUGAUAUACAGCCUGAAAUGCACCCUUUAUGGCAAGCUGCAGAAAGAUAUGGGGCGAUUUGCCAAAGAGAAGUUACUGAAGAAACCACUCAUCUUAUAUCUGACGGAUCACUAACCAAAAAAUUCAAGCAGGCAAAAAGAAUGAACAUCCCAGUUUUGCAUAGAACUUGGCUAUCUUUAUCAGUCAGCUAUUGAUACUGGCUACCUGAAUCUCAAUUUACACUGGAAAAUAUCAAUAAUUUAGAUAUUAGAUCUCUUCUUCCUACUUCGUUGAUGAGACAGUUAAGCAUAGGAAGUCCCGUGCCAUCAAAAAGCCAUACUUCUGGAGAGAGCGAAAGUGAUAGUGACAGCGAUUUAAUUGACUCAAAAUCUGAUUCCAGCUCUUCCAGUAAUAAAAAUAUGGCUGACUGCGCCAGAGAAGUAAAUUCAACUAGCAUUGAUAGUAAAGAGAAUAAGCAAGAAAAAGGCGCAGUUAAGAGGGCAAACGCGUCACAAAUACCAAAACCAGCCAAGAAAGUAAAGUUCCAAGAUAACUCAGAGCUGAAAAUUUAG